Molecule: messenger RNA, 420 nt
Organism: Wickerhamiella sorbophila
Lineage: Eukaryota; Fungi; Ascomycota; Dipodascomycetes; Dipodascales; Trichomonascaceae
Product: ADP-ribose 1''-phosphate phosphatase
Exons: 1
Coding region: 1-420 (139 amino acids)
Biological process (GO): peptidyl-glutamate ADP-deribosylation
Source: RefSeq, a predicted model, not a curated record
AUGAUUAACUACAUCAAGGGGGAUUUAUUUGCGGCCAAGGGCAUUUUGGGCCAUGCGUGCAACUGCCACGGUGUUUGGGGAGGCGGAAUUGCCCUUGUGUUUAAGAAAAAGUACCCGCAUGCCUAUAAGGUUUACCAUGAGUAUUGCAUGAACAAGUCGCCGAGCCAAUUAUUGGGAACAUGUUUGUUAAUUCCUGAGCGGGAUUCGAACGUAAUUGCGUGCUUGUUCACUAGCGACAACAGCAGCCAGCAGGAAAUCGUCCGCUAUACCCGUGAUGCUGUGCGAGAUCUGGUUCGCCAAACGAGCAACCCAAUCAAUAUUCCGCAAAUCAACGCGGGCAUUUUCGCUGUUCCGUGGGAAUUGACCGAGCAGGGGCUCAAAGAGUUCGAAUCGUCUACGAUCAACGUGUACGUGCUGUGA